AUGGCGUCAAAAAUCUGGCCAUUGAACACCAAGAUGCAAAGCCGUACAUGCUUGUGUUCGCCCACCAAGCACCCUGGUUCCUUCAAGUGUAGCUGCCAUCGGCAUUCCAACGAGCCGGUUUCAUCCGGUUGUCGAACCGUGCCGGUCUGUGCCGCCUUUUUGAAUUAUAGGGGAUUGGGUUCCAUCAAGAAAACGAAUUUCAACACGGUGAAUUUGUUGCAAAUGGGGGUGAAUGGUUUUCAAAAUGGGAGCUUCGAUGUUACCGGACCUUGGAGCCGAGAUACUGAUGCCAGUUUGUGCGGUGAUCGGCAUAGCCUUUUCGCUGCUGCAAUGGGUGGACUAGAUUAUCUCGCCGAACUCCAUGAACCCUUUGAGCUUGAAAUUCUCUCAGGUGUCCUCGCUGGAUCCCUCGUCUCUGGUGUCCAGAUCGCUAUCUCCGCUUCAAACACUGGUGGUGCUUGGGACAAUGCUAAGUACAUUGAGGCUGGUGCUUCGGAACAUGCAAGAACUCUCGGUCCCAAAAGAUCCAGUCCACAUAAAGCGGCCAUUGGUGACCCUUUAAAGGAUACAUCCGGUCCAUCAUUGAACAUCCUUAUCACGCUAAUGGCGGUCGAAUCGCUCGUCUUUUCUCCCUUCUUUGCUACACCGUGGUUCACCAAUCCCAGUCUCUACCAGUUCUUCUCCAGAGAUGCCAUAUCAAGGUUCAAACCGGGCAUCGAAAAAAUUUUCCCUUGAAAGGGUUCACGUACGGCGACAUCAAUGACGACAACAACAACAAUGAUGAUUUCGGGCAUUGAUUUGUAUCUAUUUCAUUAGGCUUUGCAGUAGUCCAUGUAAUGUAAAUUUGAAGCUCAAAUUUAGUAGUAAGCUCGGUAGUGAUGGUGGGAUAUUAUUCACAAAUAUUUC
Gossypium raimondii (Peruvian cotton) is the source of this 906-nucleotide messenger RNA. RefSeq lists its product as uncharacterized. Gene Ontology annotation, cellular component: membrane. Gene Ontology annotation, biological process: proton transmembrane transport. The transcript is spliced from 5 exons. The record is from RefSeq and is a predicted model, not a curated record. NCBI's taxonomy places the organism in Eukaryota, Viridiplantae, Streptophyta, Magnoliopsida, Malvales, Malvaceae. The coding region runs from base 1 to 735 and encodes 244 amino acids. Gene Ontology annotation, molecular function: inorganic diphosphate phosphatase activity; diphosphate hydrolysis-driven proton transmembrane transporter activity.